AUGCGGGCCAUCAAGCUCAACACUCAGGCACCGCGUCGUGUCCUCCUCGCUCCACUUCCACCACCUCGCAGCAGCAGCAGCAGUGCCUUCUCCUCCAGCGCUCGCCAGUACGCUACUCCACCCCCAGACCCCACCUCCUCUUCCUCUUCACAGUCCUCCUUCGACUCCCUCUACUCUGCACGCUACCAGGGACAAGGCGCCAAACAGGAGACGCCGCCAUGGUACAAGUCACCUGCACUCCUCCUACUAGGCUUCAUGCCCAUCUUCACAUUUGGACUGGGCGUGUGGCAGAUCAGGAGGUUGGAGUGGAAGGUGGGACUUAUAGAAGAGCUCGAGUGGAAGCUGAAAAAGGAACCAAUGAAGCUUCCCAAGAAUAUCAAUCUCUCCGUCCUGCCCUCCUUCUCCUACCGCCUCGUCUCCCUUUCGGGCUACUUUGACCACUCUCGUACCCUCUUCCUCGGCCCAAGGGUCAGGGAUGGAACAGUCGGAGCUCACAUUGUAACACCAUUCAUCCGAGAUGAAGGUGGUGGAGAGGUACUGGUGGAUCGAGGAUUCGUUGCAGACACUAGCAUCUUUGAGGACAGCAAUGGCAGGAGGACCAUCAAGAGCGGUGCAGAGCCCUCAUCACACGUCACUCUGACUGCGCUCCUCACCCCAGUAUCACCGCCCAACGCCUUCACUCCCUCCAACGACCCAGUGAGGAACCGGUGGUUCCACGCCGACCCACAAGCAAUGGCAUCGCACGUCUCCUCAAGGGGCGAAGCAGCAGUGCUAGGUCCUUCGUCACCGGAGGAGUCUCACGACGACGAGUACACGCCCUCUGCGGGUGUGGCACAGAGCGUAAAGAGCAUGCUAGGCGUCGGUGGAUCCGAAUCAUCAAAGGAGCAUCACGUCCUGCCGAUUUUGCUGGAAGAAGUCUACGAUGGGUAUGAUUCUGCCACUCGACUAGCAAGGGGAGUACCCAUUGGACGGUCGGCGACGAUUGAACUCAGGAACCAGCACGCAGUGUAUGCCGCUACUUGGCUCUCUCUCAGCGCAGCCACGGCGGGCAUGUUCGUCUUGCUUGUCAGGAGAGGGAGGUGA
Messenger RNA from Microstroma glucosiphilum, 1083 nucleotides. RefSeq lists its product as hypothetical. Gene Ontology annotation, biological process: mitochondrial respiratory chain complex IV assembly. The coding region runs from base 1 to 1083 and encodes 360 amino acids. The transcript has 3 exons. Gene Ontology annotation, cellular component: membrane; mitochondrion. The record is from RefSeq and is a predicted model, not a curated record. Lineage: Eukaryota; Fungi; Basidiomycota; Exobasidiomycetes; Microstromatales; Microstromataceae.